Messenger RNA from Catharus ustulatus (Swainson's thrush), 2763 nucleotides. It is a transcript of the gene PANX3, whose product is annotated as pannexin 3. Gene Ontology annotation, molecular function: channel activity. The transcript has 4 exons. The record is from RefSeq and is a predicted model, not a curated record. Gene Ontology annotation, biological process: positive regulation of interleukin-1 production; monoatomic cation transport. The coding region runs from base 982 to 2283 and encodes 433 amino acids. NCBI's taxonomy places the organism in Eukaryota, Metazoa, Chordata, Aves, Passeriformes, Turdidae.
AUUUUGGAACUCACUUUUCUCUCCAGCGUUGUUUAGCUCAGAUUUGGAGAGUCCCUUUAUUGGAAAAUCCAUCGAAAGUGCAAUUGGGCAGUGGCUCUGUUUUGUUUUGCUUUUUUCUUCUGUGCUGAGAGACUGCACAGGAAGUUCCUUGGCUUGGCUGGACUGAGAAACUCUGAGAUUGCCCCUGCUCUGUGCUGCCAGCAGCAUUGGUGUGGGUUUCUUAGCACUGUGCUGCUGGGAAACUAUUCUGUCCCACUGCCCCUUCGGUUACCCUAUCCCUUAUUUCUAAAACUUUUUAUUGGGAUACCCUGCCCUUGAGAGCUUUCCUUGGAGCCAGAUUCUUCCCCCUGUGCCCUUGAGAGGGAGGCAAAAGGAGGGAUCAAUGAUCUGGGGAAUUGCAGCUGAUGUUCUGCCUCAAAAUUACCUCAUUUGGCAUCUCCUGACCUGUCUGAGGAGCUUGGGGCUGGGCAGUGGGAUGUUCUCUGGCCCCUGUGGCUGGUUUGGGUGCUGGAAAGGGCAUUUUGUACCCCAAGGGCCCACCGUGCAUCUGGCUGGGGCUUCUUGCUGUGGGAGGCCUGGUCCCCUGGCUCCCUGCUGAAAAUAGCUGGGGACCCCCAUGCGCUCAGGCCACAGCGCCAGAAAUCUGUUGGCUGAUGAGAGAGGGACAUAAAACCACGGGGAGCCAGGAGCGCCUUCAGCCGGGCAGGAAUGCUGCCCUGCAGGAAUGCUUUCAGGGAGGAAAGCUGCCUUCCCAGCCUGCUGCCUUCCCAGCUCACUCCUGUGGCUGCUGGGGUGGGUUUUUCUAUUUCUGUUUGUGAAAAGGCUGCCCCUGUAAUUAUGAGGUGAUUUAACGCCCUGUCUGAGCUGUCGUUCACAGCUGCCGGACACAGCACUCGGCAGGGACUCCUCAGCCCGGCAAAGUCGCUCCUUGAGCCACUCACACCUCAGGCAGCCCUCCUAGUGUCUCUUCCUCGCUUCAAAAUGUCCCUGUCACACACGGCUGCCGAGUACAUGCUCUCUGAUGCUCUGCUCCCGGAUCCCAGCAGUUCCCGAGCCAAGGGUUUGCGGCUGGAGCUGCCGAGCGAUCGCCUGCUGAAGUUUGUCACUGUGGGGCUGCCCCUCUUCCUCGUCUCGCUGGCCUUUGCCCGGGAGUUCUCUGCUGGCUCCCAGAUCAGCUGCUUCUCUCCCACCAACUUCACGGGGAAGCAGUCCGCCUACACUGACACGGCCUGCUGGGACUCCCUCAUCCACCAUGGCUUUGAUGCUGACGGACAUGCCAUUACCAAAUCUCUCUGGGCUCUCAAGGUCUUCCCCUACUCGCUGCUGGUGGUGGCGGUGCUGAUGUACCUGCCGUACCUGCUGUGGCGUUACGCUGCCGCCCCUGCGCUGCACUGUGACCUCCUCUUCAUCAUUGAUGAGCUGGAUAAAUCCUACAACCGCUCCGUGCGCCUGGUGCAGCACAUGAAGAAGGUCCAGCAGGCCAGUGCCGAGCCAGAGCAGUUCUGGGAGGAGUACGAGAGGGCCCGCCGGGAGAGGUAUUUUGAGUUCCCAUUGCUGGAGCGGUAUCUGACCUGCAAGCAGCAUGCCCACGCCCUGGUGUUCAUCUACAUCCUGCGGAACCUGCUUCUGCUCUUCUUCCUGGCUGCCACCUGCCUCUACCUGGUCUUUCUCCACCUUAACAUCUUCUUCCAGGAUGAGUUCAGCUGCUCCAUCAAAACAGGGCUGCUCCAGGCAGAGCCGCACAUCCCCCUGCUCAUCCCUUGCAAGCUGGUCUUCUUCUCCGUGUUCCAGAUCAUCAGCCUCUCGAUUGGCAGUGUCUAUGUGCUCCUCAUCCCUGUUGUCGUCUACAAUGCCCUGCAGCUCUGCCAGUGGGACAAAGGGCUGCUCUCUGUCUAUGAGAUGCUGCCUGCCUUCGACCUGCUCAGUCGCAGGAUGCUCACCUGCCCUCUCAACGACCUCAACAUCAUCCUUCUCUUCCUCCGUGCCAACAUCUCCGAGCUGACCUCCUUCAGCCGCCUCAAUGCCGUCAGCGCCCUGAGGGAAGCCACUGCCAACAAGGAGGACAUAGAUACUGUCAUUGAUUUCAUGACACUGCUGGCUGGGCUGGAGACCACCAAGCCCAAACACCAAGUUUGCACCCCCGAGGCUGAAGGCAGUACAGCCCUCUCCAACGGUGUGGCUCUAGGUAGGCUUUUUUGGGUAAAGACAACUUCUUCCCUUUUCUCUUGGCUCCCACCCUCAAAAUGUGGCUGGAGCACCCAGAAUCCUUUGCCAAGACCUUAAGGUGUUUGGGGCAUAGCUGGGGGUCACUGUGAGGGCUGACAAAUCCUGGAAGGGGUUCUGGCAUCCAGAGCGUGAUGCUACUUCAAUCCAAGGUGUGGGCAGGGGUUGCUAUAGGAACAGCAAGCCAAGAGAUUGCUGCUUAAAUCCAAGCUCUGGGCAAACUGCAGGGCUGGGAGGGUCCCUGUUUUUCACAGCUCAUCCUGCUAGGAGUGGGGUUGGGAGUUUUAAAUCCUGGGGGGCUGAUGCCAAGAAUGCCAUGCCCACCCCCUUCUCCCAUUCGCAUGGCACUGGUGGGCACUGUGAGGCUGAGUGUGGAGAUGGAGAUGGGUUCCAAGAUAGAGCCGCAUUCUCAGGACCUGCACUGCUCCCUCUUCCACGUGCUAUGGGUUUUGGGGAGCUGGAUCCCUCCUUUGGGGUGUCACAGGCACCCCUGGCACCCAUGGCAGGUGCUUUGCAGGCCAUGUGUGACAGCCCAGCCCC